Messenger RNA from Xenia sp. Carnegie-2017, 2365 nucleotides. RefSeq lists its product as uncharacterized. Gene Ontology annotation, molecular function: protein binding. The record is from RefSeq and is a predicted model, not a curated record. The transcript has 4 exons. Lineage: Eukaryota; Metazoa; Cnidaria; Anthozoa; Malacalcyonacea; Xeniidae. Bases 230 to 1912 code for a protein of 560 amino acids.
ACACUCUUCUAGACUUGUCACUGCGUGAAAUAGUCACACGAACAUCUCCAUGGCGUUCAUUCCAUUUUUAUAAUACUUCCGCGUUCUAUUCUAUAAACGCAACAAAUUUUAUCAAAUUUGACUUCCCUAGUUUCCAAGAACAUACUUAACAUUAAUGCUUUGGACUGUGAAGUGUUUAAUUGAUCUUUACAAAAGAAGAUAAAGUGAUCGUCAAGAUAUUUUUGUAAAUAUGGAAGAUAAUCAAGAGCCAGUCUCUGAUGCAAGUUCCAAUUUGGAUAUGGCUUGGAGCGAUUGCAUAUUUCCUCUCAAGGAUUUUAUUGAAUUGUAUCCUCUUCCUCAAAUGGUUCAGGUUUGCGAAGGUUGGUAUGGCAAGGGUGAAGAAGCCAUAGAGUUAUCACAAGGAGACGUUCUCAUACUUCAUACUUAUAAGGAAACUCCAUGCUUUACCGCUUCAACUGAAUACGGUAAAGAAGUAAAUAUUCCUUUGAAUUUAUCAAAGAAAGUUUAUGUUUAUUACGAGAAAUCAUUAAAGGAUGUUAAGUCACCCGGACGUCUUGGCGAACUAUUUCCUCAUAAAUACUCAAGUGUUCGCCUUCAACGCGACCUUAAAAAUUGUCUGGAUAAGAAAGAUAUAUAUCUUGCAGGCGACACUUUACAGGUAAUGGAAUUUGACGUUUCACGGAAGCAAUUGGUUUGCUUGAAUAAGAAAAAUUUCUACGUCCGGUUCAGUAUGGGCCAAAUUUCUCAUUUGACGGUAACAGAUGUAACCAUUGAUUCCUUUGUGCUCGCUGAUGUACAUCACCAAUUCAAGUUACCCCUAACGGUACGAUUUUUGCGACACGAGAAGCUGCCAGGUUUGAUUCAUUUUAAAGAAAUUGUAAGCAUAAAAACUGUAGUGGCGUCUCUAGGAAACGAAGAAUACGAAUCACUGCUGACUUUCCCAUCGACCCUGGAUAUCACAGUGUGCCCCCCAACACAAGAUAUAUUUUAUCACCAUGAGUACCAAAAGCACGUUAAUGGAAUUACCAAAGAAGUUCACAUGGAAAGCGUUCAUAAAGAACUAAAGGACAGCGAGAUGUACGAGACCAUCGAAGAGUUAAACACCAAAGCCGUUCCUUAUUCCGUGUUUCAUUUCAAAAAUCCUAACCAGACAGUUACGUCGAGCAGCAUUGAGCAACACAAAGAUGACAAUGAACCCAAGCAAAGCGAAGAUACUGAAGGGACGUACGAAACAAUGUCGGAUAAAUCUUUUUUGUCAGCGUUGACACCACAAAACCAUUACGUAGCAGAUCCAUCUAGCCAAUCAAAAGAUGUAUGUGAACUGAUGUUACCAUCAGUCAACGGGAAAUCAUUAAACACAUUGAAUAAAAAAAAAGAUGUUGCUGCUAAUGAUCAAGUUAGAUCUGCAGUAUAUGAGCAAAAAACAUUACACACUUCAAACUUAUCAAAAUCUACAUCCAAAUCUUUACCUUCCAACAUCAGCGAGUUAAGAAAAGACAGAAAAUGUCCUUCACCCACAAGACCUCAUGAACAGUCGCCGUUCAGCUGCAAGAAAGAUCGCUUUAGCACUGAAACAUUGUCAAAUAAGGGAGAAUUUCCUUAUAAAAACGUUAAAUCGUCUAAUGAAGAGGAGAUGUAUGAUGAAGUACGUCCUGUUUCUAAGAAGGAAGUUGACUCUGAUGGUUACCAAAUACUUAAUGUUGUAAGAAGAAACAAGCCACUAGUUACAGUCAACGAUGUCUGUAAUCUUUUAGAAGAUUUAAAUCUCUCGCAAUUCUGUGACCUCUUUAAAAAAGAACAGGUUGAUGGAAAGAUCCUUAGAGAUAUGGACGAGGAAAUGUUAAAGUCAUAUUUUAAAAUGACUUCUGCUCAUGUGUUGGAAUUACAGAAGGCCGUGAAAGAAAAUUUCUGACGUGAACGAUUCAAAGAUAGUGAAGGACUGAGACAGCGAAGUUACAUGUACACGAGUGUAUUCUGGUACAUACGAUAUUCUGAAACUUUUAACAUCAAGAAUUCUGACUCCUGACCACGUUUGAACAUUGUACUAAAUUUUAAACGCUUUACCUCAUAGUCGACAUCAAAUUGUUGAUAGCGGAGAUAGUAGUUUUGUCGUCUCUUAAGUAUUGAGUUUUAUACGUUUUUUUAGUUAAAGGAAGCAACAGUUUUAAACGAGACAGCUUACACAAAGUAUUUUUUUUACCUUUUAUUGUGAUUAAAGUUGGAUACAUCAUUGAAAAUCUGACAAAUUGCGAACGUGCGAAAAAUUAUUCGUAAAAUAAGACAUCUCAGAUUUCAGUGACAACCAUGCAAUUUGAUUUGUUCGAAUUCACUAAGAAUUCUUCAAUAUAACGUUCUAAUUCAUAAA